Anoplophora glabripennis (Asian longhorned beetle) is the source of this 1204-nucleotide messenger RNA. RefSeq names its product cullin-2-like. The transcript is spliced from 5 exons. The record is from RefSeq and is a predicted model, not a curated record. The coding region runs from base 338 to 1204 and encodes 288 amino acids. Lineage: Eukaryota; Metazoa; Arthropoda; Insecta; Coleoptera; Cerambycidae. Gene Ontology annotation, molecular function: ubiquitin protein ligase binding. Gene Ontology annotation, biological process: protein ubiquitination; SCF-dependent proteasomal ubiquitin-dependent protein catabolic process. Gene Ontology annotation, cellular component: Cul2-RING ubiquitin ligase complex; SCF ubiquitin ligase complex.
GCCAUUGACCUUUGGUCCUCGAUCGAUUGACUUUUGGCUCUCAAUGUUUGACCUUUAGCACCCGCCUAUCGACCUCCAGCCAUUGAGGUUUGACCAUUUGAGGUAUUCCAGUGAAGAGACUUCGUAUUAAUUUUGUGCAUAUUGAGCGUGUUUCGGUUUCAACACCUCAACUUCAACUCUGUCUCGUUCUUUAUGAAAUUUCUCCCCCUUGUUUUACAAUGAACGAGCCCUUUGCAGUCGUGCCUGCCGUUUUCAGGUGGACGAAAAGCUGGCGGACAGCAUCACGAUCUUCGAGUACAUCGACGACAAGGACGUUUUCCAGAAGUUCUACUCGCGCAUGCUGGCGAAACGCCUUAUCCACCAGCAGACGCAGAGCAUGGAUGCCGAAGAGGCGAUGAUCAACAGACUGAAACAGGCGGGCGGCUGUGUGUUUGCGAGCAAACUACACAAGAUGUUCACGGACGUAUCGGUCAGCUCGGACCUGAACGACAAGUUCGGCGUCUUCCUCAAGCAGGACAACGUCGAUCUCGGCAUCAACUUCAGCGUAUACGUCCUGCAGGCCAGUGCUUGGCCGCUGGAUCAGGUGAUGGUCACGCCGUUCGCCCUACCCCAGCAGCUGGUGAAGAGCGUCCAGAUGUUCGAGAAGUUCUACCACAACCGGUUCAAUGGGCGCAAGCUGAUGUGGCUCCACCACUUCAGUCAGGCGGAGCUGAAGUUUUGUUACCUGGAGAAACCGUACGUCGUGACGGUGCAGGCCUUUCAGAUGGCCAUCCUGCUGCUGUUCGAGAACAGCGACUCGCUGACCAGCAAGGAGAUCAGGGAGACGCUCCAGCUCAACUCGCAGCAGUUCCAGGAACACGCCAUCAAUCUCAUCGACUCCAAGCUGCUCCUGGCCGACAGUGAGGAAUUGACGCCGGAGACGACGCUGAGGCUUAACACGGACUACUCGAACAAGCGCAUCAGGUUCAGGAUCACGGCGACCGUGCCCCUCGAGACGGAGCAGAUGAUGAACUCGGUGAAGGAGGACAGGAAGAUAUACUUGCAGGCUGCCAUAGUGAGGAUAAUGAAGUCGCGGAAGGUGCUCAAGCACGACCUGUUGAUACAGGAGGUGGGUAAAAUGUCAGAUUUCGACUAUCUUUCGAAUCCAAGUUCCAACGCCCGAGACCACGCUCCAGCGCAAGAUUUCAACGCAGCGAAGCCAUAA